UCUUUGUCACAGAGCUUCACAAACUCUCUCUCUAUCUCUCUCUCUCUCUCUCUCCCUCUCUCCCUCCUCUCCCUCUACAUUCUUUUUCACUGCUCACUGCCCACUCUCACUUUCUCUUCCUCCUUCCAACAAUCACUGCUCACUGCCCACUCUAACUUUCUCUUCCUCCUUUCAACAAUCACUGCUCACUGCCCACUCUCACUUUCUCUUCCUCCUUCCUUUCUUGGUCUUUGCAAAAACACACAUAAAACAACGCCAGUUUAGUAAUUCUCUUUCUUUCUUUAUCUCUCUCGUGAAAAAACAGUAAUAAUGCUCAUAUAGAUCCUUUUCCUUUCACUUCCAAUGCAACUUUCAACAGUACCUUUAGCCAUGCACUACUAGCUUAUUCCCACUACCUUUACAUGUCAGAUAUAUUCUCCUCACAUUAUCAUAGCCAUAGCUAAACACCCAGAUAUAUAUAUAUAUAUAUAUAUGUACCAGAAAGUGUAUUUAUGUGUACCAGAUUAAUGUCAAUGGAGAGCUUUCUUUUAUUGGUUUUGUGUUUGUUUGCCUCUUUCUUGGCUUGUUUCCAAGGCCGCGUAGCAGUUGAAGGCCUUAGUAGUACUGAUAUCCAGCUCAAUGAUGAUGUUUUGGGUUUGAUUGUCUUUAAAUCAGACAUUCAUGACCCAUCUUCUUAUCUGUCUUCUUGGAAUGAAGAUGAUGAAUCUCCUUGCCCUUGGAAGUAUGUCAAGUGCAAUCCUGUCACCGGCCACGUUUCUGAGCUUUCGCUUGAUGGUUUGGGAUUGUCUGGAAGAAUCGGAAGAGGGCUUGAGAAAUUGCAGCAUUUGAAGGUAUUGUCACUUUCAAGUAACGAUUUCAGUGGUGAUAUUAGUCCAGAGAAGGUUGCUCUUCCUGUUGGUCUUGAAAGACUUGAUCUCAGCCACAAUAAUCUUUCAGGCCAGAUAUCAAAUUCAAUUGUGAAUAUGAACACUAUCAGAUUUCUUGAUCUUUCAGACAAUUCUCUAUCAGGGACAGUCCCUGAUAAUCUGUUUGACAAUUGCUUUUCUCUUCAUUACCUUUCUUUGGCAGGGAAUUUUCUUGAAGGAAACAUACCAAAUUCACUUUCCAAAUGUCUCAUUCUCAAUAGCCUUAAUUUGUCCAGCAAUCACUUAUCUGGUAACCCAAAUUUUGCUUCAGGGAUUUGGUUGUUCAAAAGGCUUCGACAGCUAGAUCUCUCAAGCAAUGAGUUUUCUGGGCCUAUACCAGAAGGAAUGUCAGCCAUUCAUAACCUUAAAGAGGUUCAAAUACGGAACAAUCACUUCUCUGGUUCAUUACCUGCCGAUGUAGGACUGUGCCCACAUUUGAAUAGGUUGGAUUUCAGUGAAAAUGAAUUCACAGGAACAUUGCCAGAAUCUUUCCAGAGGUCCAAUUCUUUAACCCAUUUCAGUUUACAUAAUAACAAUCUUGAAGGUGAUUUUCCUCAGUGGAUUGGUAAGUUGAGCAGUUUGGAAUACUUGGACUUUUCGAGCAAUGGUUUCACAGGGAUCAUUCCUUCAUCAAUGGGGGACUUGAAGUCCCUCAAUUAUUUGAGUUUGUCUAAUAACAAGCUUGUUGGGAAUAUCCCAUUGUCUCUUGCUUACUGUACCAAGUUAUCUGUGAUCCAGUUGAAGGGUAACAACUUCAAUGGAAGUAUACCAGAGAGUUUGUUUAAUUUGGGUUUGGAAGAAAUUGACAUUUCAGACAACCAAUUUUCAGGUUCUAUCCCAAAAGGAUCAGGUAGACUGUUUGAGUCUCUGAAAAUAUUGGAUCUGUCAAGGAACAACAUAAGAGGAAAUAUACCUGCAGAAAUGGGCCUUUUCUCUAGCUUAAGUUACUUGAAUUUGUCAUGGAACAAUCUUCGGUCAAGGAUGCCUCCUGAGUUGGGUUUCUUUCAGAAUCUAACAGUGUUAGAUCUUCGAAGCAGUGCUCUAUACGGUCCUAUCCCCGGGGAUAUAUGCGAUUCAGGGAGUUUGGAGAUUCUUCAGUUGGAUGGAAAUUCAUUGAGUGGCCCAAUUCCAGUUGAGAUUGGAAACUGUUCAUCUCUCUCCUUGCUGAGCUUGUCACACAACAACUUAAGUGGUCCCAUUCCCAAGUCCAUUUCAGAGUUAAGCAAGCUUAAGAUACUGAAAAUGGAGUUCAAUCAGCUGACCGGAGAGAUUCCUCGAGAGCUUGGAAGAUUGGAAAAUCUUCUUGAUGUAAAUAUAUCAUAUAACAGGCUAAUAGGCAGACUUCCUGUUGGGAGUAUAUUCCCAAGCCUGGAUGCAAGUGCCUUGCAAGGAAACUUGGGAAUCUGCUCUCCGUUGUUAAAGGGACCCUGUAAGAUGAAUGUGCCAAAACCCCUUGUUCUUGACCCAAAUGCCUACCCCAACCAAGUGGAUGGUAAUGAGAAGCAUAAUGAAUCUUCCAUAUUCACAAAAUCCCAUCACCACAUGUUCCUUAGUGUAUCGGCUAUUGUGGCGAUUUCAGCCGCUUGUCUGAUUGCCAUUGGUGUACUUGUUGUUAGCCUGCUUAAUGCGUCUACAAGAAGAAGGCUUGCAUUUGUGGAAGAUGUAUUGGAAAGCAUGUGUUCCAGCUCUUCACGUUCAGGAAGUCCACCCAGCACAGGGAAGCUCAUUCUGUUUGAUUCUGAAUCACCUCCUGACUGUAUUAGCAGCCCUGCAUCUUUACUUAACAAGGCCUCUGAGAUUGGUGGAGGAGUUUUUGGAACAGUUUACAAGGUUUCACUUGGAGCUCAAGAGAGAAUGGUAGCAAUCAAGAAGCUUGUUACUUCAAAUAUUAUCCAGUGUCCUGAAGAUUUCGACAGAGAAGUUCGAGUUUUGGGAAAAGCAAGACACCAAAAUCUUGUAUCACUUAAGGGAUACUACUGGACUCCACAGAUGCAGCUACUGGUAAUGGAAUAUGUACCAAAUGGCAGCCUACAAUCCAAACUCCAUGAAAGACUUCCUUCAAGUCCACCACUUACAUGGGCAAACAGGUUCAAAAUCUUACUUGGAACAGCAAAAGGACUUGCCCAUUUGCACCAUUCUUUCAUCCCACCAAUCAUCCACUACAACAUAAAACCAACCAACAUCCUAGUUGAUGAAAACUUCAAUGCGAAAAUUUCCGAUUUUGGACUUUUAAGGCUUGUGAGGAAACUUGACAAACACGUAGUGAGCAACAGAUUUCAGAGUGCACUGGGAUAUGUAGCACCAGAAUUAGCAUGCCAGAGCUUAAGGGUCAAUGAAAAAUGUGAUAUAUAUGGUUUUGGUAUAUUGAUUCUUGAGCUUGUAACUGGUAGGAGGCCUGUGGAGUAUGGAGAAGACAAUGUUGUGAUACUAAGUGACCAUGCAAGAGUGAUGCUAGAGCAAGGCAAUGUGUUAGAAUGUGUUGAUCCAAGUAUGAAGGAAUACCCAGAAGAUGAAGUUCUACCAGUUCUCAAAUUAGCCUUAGUAUGCACCUCACAGAUACCAUCAAGCAGACCUUCCAUGGCAGAAGUGGUACAAAUCCUUCAGGUUAUCAAAACCCCAGUUCCACAAAGAAUGGAAAUAUUCUAAAAUCUUGCAUAAGCACAAAACAAGGAGAUUAUUACUUUUCAUCAUCUUUGAAACUAGUACUUCUUUUUUUCUUUUUUUUCUUUUUUAUUUUUUUUGGGCUAAUUUCAAUUAUCUUUUGGAAUGGUAGAAAUAAUUUGCUUUACUAAGUAGCAAAUUAUUGGCAUUCUUUUUUCAAUUAUUGUAAGUUUGUGACCAGUUUGCUCUGCUUAUAUAAAAUUGCAUAAUUUCCUCCCAA
Messenger RNA from Ziziphus jujuba (common jujube), 3786 nucleotides. RefSeq names its product probably inactive leucine-rich repeat receptor-like protein kinase At3g28040. NCBI's taxonomy places the organism in Eukaryota, Viridiplantae, Streptophyta, Magnoliopsida, Rosales, Rhamnaceae. The record is from RefSeq and is a predicted model, not a curated record. Bases 492 to 3551 code for a protein of 1019 amino acids. The transcript has 2 exons. Gene Ontology annotation, biological process: protein phosphorylation. Gene Ontology annotation, molecular function: ATP binding; receptor serine/threonine kinase binding; protein kinase activity.